CAAUAAUUUAUGCGCUGAUAUGCAUAAAAACCUGUGCCAAAAAUGCAAACCCCAAAAAUAAUGCGAGUCAUUUUGCAAGAAAUGGCAAAGAAAGGCGGUGUUCAGCAAUUACAGGCGGAUAUCAGCAGCGAUGAGGAGUUUGAAAAGUUUCUACAGCGGCCCGGUCUGCUUGUGCUGGAUAUAUAUUCGGAAUGGUGCGGACCCUGUCUGGGCAUGGUGGGCAGUCUGCGCAAAAUAAAACUCGAGCUGGGCGGCGACAACUUGCAGCUGGCAAUUUGCAAAGCUGGUUCGAUAUCGUAUCUGGAAAGGUUUAACAAGAAAAGUGAGCCAACCUGGAUGUUUGUAGCAGUAAGUUCUGACUACACACCACACAUGUCUGGCGAUAAUUCGCUGAAUUUUCUUAUCUAUAUGUGUGUGCAGAAUGGAAAGGCUAUAAACAUUAUGUUUGGCACAGAUGUGCCGAAACUGGUCGCCCUAAUCACCAGAGAGCUGGAGUCAACCAUUGCCAAAGAGCCGCACGAAACCUUUGAAAUCACCGAGCUGCAGCCCAUUGAGCUGGAACAGUUGCGCAUUAAAAACGAGGCUCUCGAGCUGGCCGCAAAAAUAGAGCUCGAGGAGAGUAAAAAGAAGCGCAUCGAGUAUUUGAGAUAUGUGACGGAUAGCAUUAUGGAGAAUUUGCCGGAUAUUGGCAUAACGGUGUUUGGGCCACAAGUCAAUCGGGAUAUGUUCAAGAAGCUCUCCGAGCCAGCCGAUCCACUCAAAAUUCAAUGCAAAGAUCGUAAAGUGUUUGCAAUAACACAAAGUGAUCUCAAUACGGUGAACUUUGCUGCCGAGAAUCCAUUGCCCAUUGAUGUCAUGAAGUACCUGUACGACAAGGAGCUAUUAAUGUGCUUCUGGAAAGUGGAUGAAACGAUCGGAACGCCACCAAAUAUACUACAGCAAUAUGCAUUUGAGCUAACAAAGGAGAUCGUCAAGCCGCCCGAUGAGUUCAACGAAGAGGAAACUAUUCUGCCACCUCUAAUAAUACCCCUAGAGAUAACCAUCGAGGCUGCAAAAGAAGAGAAAGACACGCCUGAAAAUACGAUAGAGCCAUUGGAGGAAAGUCCUGAAGCUGAGCAGGAUGCUCUAGAGGACGCAGUGAAAUUCAAGGUAAUUCAAAUACCGCCCAUUUGGGUGCCAACUGACCAGAGAACGCAUGCGGCCCUCAUCUACAUAUAUUUCCGGGCACAAACAACGACUUUUCUGGCCGCCGAUCCAGCGCCAGAGCCACCUCACAUAAUCAUGACUUUUGAUGCUUAUAAGAAAAAGGAUCUGAUUAAUCUUGUGGAUGCGUGCAAGGAUGAUGUGCCGCUCUAUGGUUUCUUCAACAGCGAUAAUCCACAGACUGCAGUUUUUAUAGCCAAUUCCGUGGAGAAAUAUAACGCCAAGCCAUAUGUACCCACCGAUAAAAUUGUGCUGAAAGUUAACAAAGUGACGACAGCCACGAUACCACUGCUAAUGGAAUAUGGGCCCAGCUAUGUUAGCCCCAAUUCGGUUGUUGGCCAUAAGGAAGCAGCCAAGUUUUUUCCCCCCAGCUACAAAUCAGCCCUGCAAGAAGAGGCCGAAUUGCAUGCUGUUAAAGCGGAGAAGCCCAAAAAACGAAAAAAGAACAAAAAGGGAGCUGAUGCCGAGGAGAGCGAACAGCCAAACAUCAGUGCCCAAGCGAACUGCCAGGAAGCCGAUGAAGCAGCCAAGACCUCGCCAGAGGAGGGCGCAUCCACAACCAGUAGCGGCGAGGACAGUUGCGAAAGUCGACCACCGACUGCCGAUGGCAAUAACCUAUCCGCCGAUGGACCUCAGCCAUAGGAUAGUCAUAUUUAUAUACAUAUAGACUAAACGAUUAUACUAUACUCAACAUAUACCGUAUACUAUACCAUAUAAUGUACUAAACAAUAUUUUACUCAGAUAUUUUUCUAAUAAAGCGCUUUAUCAAAUAUGUCAAA
Drosophila grimshawi is the source of this 1982-nucleotide messenger RNA. RefSeq lists its product as uncharacterized. NCBI's taxonomy places the organism in Eukaryota, Metazoa, Arthropoda, Insecta, Diptera, Drosophilidae. The transcript is spliced from 6 exons. Bases 43 to 1845 code for a protein of 600 amino acids. The record is from RefSeq and is a predicted model, not a curated record.